GAGAGAGGAAAUAAAAACAGGAAAACUAAAAAAAAGGAAGGUAGGGGCCGGAGGCAAUAACAGCAAGUUGAUUUAUUUGUUGGGUGUUUUUUUUUUUUCUCAAACACGACGAGAGAGAAAACUCAUAGCUCAGUCCAUCUGAACAUUUUAUCCCUGUCGGGACGCAUCUGCAAUAAUAUAUAUAUAUAUAUAUAUAUAUAUAAAACAGCAGCAGAGCAUUUAUCACCAUCUAGAAACGACCAUGUCCCUAAACGGUUUCAUUGGUAAAUGGCAGGAGCAGACUAAGGAAGGGUUUGACAGUCUCAUCUCAGCCAUAGGACUGCCCGCCGAGAAGAAGGAGUGGUAUAGAGCAGCCCGUACAGAGAUUGAAUAUAAAAAACUGAGUGAUGAUACCUGGGAAAUCAAUGUUGGUAUUGUAGGAGUACCCAAGGGAAGAACAUUCAAGUUCAAAUUCGGUCAGACUUAUGAAUCAGCUUCCAUUGACGGAUCUCCGAUGCAGAGUAUCAUUACAGCUGAUGGAGAUAAAUUCGUUGAGAAACAUACGGGAGAGAGUCUACAAGGUGCCGAGAUGCAUAUUAUUCGGAGGAUAGAAAAUGGCAAUAUGAUUGUGAAAACAACAUGCAACGGCGCUACAAUGAACUCCAGGUACACGAGGGUGUAACCAGAAACAAGUACCAUCAUUAUCACUCCACUGACGUCAUUUCUUCUCAAAUAUGCUAUCAAGGGACGUUACUCUUUCUUUUAAGAGCUGCCGUACCUUGUGUUGUUUAUUUUGUUUGUUUGUUUUAGCAUUGUAUUGUUAUCCAACGGCAAGCUAACUAAUCUAUUAAUGGUUCUAAAGAAACAAAGAUUAUACAUUAAAAAAAAGUACAUGUCUUCUUCUUUCAUGCAUCAUAAACUGCUGCAUUAGAGCGCUGGUAUAAUGGCUGUUAUGUGACUGUUGUGUGAAAUAGCCAGUUGCUAAGAGGAUACGCUGAUGACUGCUCUCUGCAACCAGGCACAGAGCAAAAAAUAUUUCAAGCAUUAAAAAAACGCAUUCUAAUAAAAGAACAAAAUUGCAAUCACACAUGCAUAAAUGAGCUUUCUUUUUGUUAUUGCUUUGACAUUCUGCACUCGUAAAUGAGUCAUUCAAAGAAACACACUUAGACUUUGGUAAACAAAAGAAAAGGCAUUAUGGCUGAAUUUCAUUAACUAAUCACUUUUUAGAAUGUUUUAGCUGUGUAGUAUUUCACUUCAUAAAUAAGCAAUUCUUGAAUGAAAUAUCUUUUACCUAAAACAUUUCUUUACAUUCGUAUGUUAACCAAGGCAAAGAGCUACACUUUUUGUGUUCCCGAAAAAAAUAUUAAAGAAAUUCUUCAGAAAAUAGAGUGUCACUAAGAUCUUCUGUAUCACAAAUGAUCUCUGAUUUAACACAGAAAUUCGAAGAAAUAAAUCUUUAAGUACUGAA
Molecule: messenger RNA, 1447 nt
Organism: Octopus sinensis (East Asian common octopus)
Lineage: Eukaryota; Metazoa; Mollusca; Cephalopoda; Octopoda; Octopodidae
Product: fatty acid-binding protein homolog 9
Exons: 4
Coding region: 242-661 (139 amino acids)
Molecular function (GO): lipid binding
Source: RefSeq, a predicted model, not a curated record